Messenger RNA from Schizosaccharomyces cryophilus OY26, 1353 nucleotides. RefSeq names its product transcription factor zf-C2H2 type. The coding region runs from base 1 to 1353 and encodes 450 amino acids. The record is from RefSeq and is a predicted model, not a curated record. The transcript has 2 exons. NCBI's taxonomy places the organism in Eukaryota, Fungi, Ascomycota, Schizosaccharomycetes, Schizosaccharomycetales, Schizosaccharomycetaceae. Gene Ontology annotation, cellular component: nucleus.
AUGUCAACGGAAACUCCUGCCGUCGAAGGAACCUGUCGGGCGUCGUACACUGCGUCUUCUGCUCCCACGAAUCCUUCUAACGUAAACUCUAUGAAUGACCAACAUUCUGCUUCUGUUCCCCCGGCCUGUCCGUAUCCUCAUGUCGUUGGCCCUUCUUUUGUACCUCCAACCACACAUUCGAAGCUCGAUGAUUUGCCAAGGCAACCUCCUUUGAACAAUCAUAAAAAUAACCUUGAAAAUAUUCUCCCUACCAUGCCAGGCUCCUCCAUUCCUUUGGCUCAAGGUCAUUCAGAUCAUUCACUGAACAGUGGAUCUAUGGCAGACCCUGCAAUAAUGGCGGCUGCUGCUGCUUCAUCUCCUCAUUAUCAUCCUCCCAACCCUAAUUCACCGGAUGUGCCUCUACCUCCAGGCUUCCUUUCUCCUUACAACCCUUUUUCUUAUGCAUAUUUAGUCGCAAAAGCAAAUGAAGCUGCUGCUGUUGCAGCUGUACAUCAACAUCAGCCUUCCAAAUCCGCUGAUCAACAUGCUCAGCCCGCUCAACACGUUGAUCCGGUUGCCCCAUCGUCAAUUCCGCCAUCUGCGAAUCCUUGCUCGGCGGUAACGCCGCACCAUCCGAACAGCAGCUUUCUAACAUUUCCUUUUCAACCACCCUAUCUCCCUUUCAUUUGUCCUGGUUGUGCACAAAAUUCAACUUCACAAAAUCGUUUAAACCCUCAACCAAAUAGCGAUGGAUUCAUACGCUGUCCCGCUCCUUCGGAGCAUGAGUCGUUCGUUUCCCAUGCUGGAACAGAAGCACAAGAACCAACGAAUCGUUCCAGUUCAAACGAAGCGGAGCCUCAACAUUCCGAGAGCGCUUCUAGUAGAGUGGUAGACAUGAAUCGUUUUGGUUUGACUCCUGACGUUCAUCCCUCAUCUCAAAGUGGUUUUAUUCCCGAAAAUACGUCUGCAGCUUCUCAACCAGGAUAUCCGCACUCGAAUGGCUUCCACGAUGUUUUUCUUUCUGAGCUUUCUGCUGCAGCUACCCUUGCACAAAAUAAUUCUAAUACUACUGCAGCUUCGGAGGGAAAAAGUCAAGCUAAUAAAGAUUCUUCUUCCAUAGAGAAGAGAGCACAUUUUGCCAGGAGGCAUUCAAAUGUCCGAAAAUCGAAUCAGCAAAGCAAUACAAUCUCAAGUUCCACCAUUCGAUAUCGUUGCACCGAGUGUCUUCAAGGCUUUUCGAGGCCAUCGAGCUUAAAGAUUCAUACUUAUUCCCAUACUGGUGAACGUCCAUUUGUUUGCGAUUAUGUGGGUUGCGGAAAAGCGUUUAACGUUCGCAGUAAUAUGCGACGCCAUCAACGUAUUCACGGUGCAUAA